Messenger RNA from Python bivittatus (Burmese python), 2607 nucleotides. NCBI's taxonomy places the organism in Eukaryota, Metazoa, Chordata, Lepidosauria, Squamata, Pythonidae. The record is from RefSeq and is a predicted model, not a curated record.
CCUCUCUAGCCUAGUCUAUUGUUGUUGUUCAAAGGCAUGUUAUGGGUCCACUGCUUUAAGAGGUAAAGUUGGUGGAGACUCGUGAUUUGCAAUCCCUUCAGUGUGGGAUUCCCCAGGAAUUUAGCCAGGCUCCUUUCUUAUAGACCAGGGUCAGAUCAUCUGUGGCCCUCCAAAUGUUGCUCAGCAUCCAGCAACCCUAGGAAGCAUGGGCAGUGUUGAGGUAUGCUGCUCGCGGUAGCUCCAGAACAUCUGGAACGUCACAGGUUGCCUCUCCUGAUACAGAUCUUGAUCAACAAUUCUGCUUUACCUCUUGCAAUUUUUCAACGUUAUUUUGUGGUUUUACCGUAAACAUCUCGAGCAAUAACCAAGCAGAACAAUAAUUCUAAAAUACAUUAAAGAAGGGAAUAAAAUAAUUGCAAUAGUCUCUCUUCCUCUUCCCAGGUUUCUUCCGAAGGUUCCGUCUUAAAGCCGUUCAGUCAAGCAAGGCUUGCAAUAUCCCUUCCAUGUUUACCUCCGUAGUGCCUGUAGACUCUUCCACUAAGGAGACUUUGCCUUUAGCGCUUCAAGUUCGCAGCACAGAGGGCAUAAACAACCAUCAGAAAGGGUCCCGCUUAGUCAAUCAGCGCCAUCAGAGUUGUUCACUAAGUCUGGGGCAGAGACAGGACUCAGAGGAGUUGGACGAUGCUCUUGUUCCUGCAGAACAAGAGAUUCCUCCUUCACCAGUCAGUGUUUCUUCAGCCACCCAAGCCAGGCCAAGCUGUCCUGGAUCCAGCUGCAGUCCUUCUGUUUCUGAGGGCUCCCUGAAGUCAGUGGAGAGCUUCCUAGGCCACAGAUUCGGUGGCCAGCGGAGGCGCCAAGGUUUAGCAUUACGCCCACAGUGCCUGAGCCCAGAAAGCGAGCUGUCCUCGUGCGACAACGCCAUCCAUGACUACCUCCCGCUGGUGCAGCUGCAGCAAGCCCCAGGCAUGUUCCACCUGAGCGAGACCUUCUCAGAAGCUGUCCAGAUCCCCCUGGACCGCUUAUGCCGGGCCUCCCCCUAUCCCUCCCACCGUGCCAGCCUGAGCCCUGCCUCCAGCACCUCUCCCUGGGCUCUGAUCACCAAGAGUGGCCCAAAGCCACCAGCACACCAGCCUUCCCCAGAAGCUGACGAAGAGGGAGUCAGGACAAGCAAGGAGGGGGUGACGGAGCCGGACUCCCCAUGCUCGCCCAGCACGUGCUCAGAAGUCCUGAGCGCUGCCGUGUGGGCACAGGCAGACAGCGGCAGGGGCUCUGAAACAGACGCCUGCGACCAUUCGCCAGAUGCUUCCGAGGGGAGCAUCAGCCUGCAGGAGGCGGGUUUGGAGGCAGAGGAGGGAGACUUAGAGAGCACAAGUUGGGCCACAGCUGUGGCGUUAGCCUGGCUGGAGCACCGCUGUGCUGGCUUUUUUGUGGAAUGGGAGCUGCUGGCAGCCAAAGCGGACGCCUGGCUGCGUGGGCAGCAGCUGCCAGAAGGCGUGGACGUGGCCGCCCUGAAAGCAGCAGCACGCCAACUCUUCCUGCUGCUUCGCCACUGGGACGAGAACAUCAAGCUGAACAUGUUGUGCUACAACCCAAAUAACGUGUGACGAGCAGGCGAGGCUUUCAGUUUUAUGAGGCCAAUAAAGCGAAUGGAUCCAGAGCCUGUAUUGCUCAGGAUAUUCUUUCUCAGGCUGGGGAUAUGGUAUUAUUUUGCUGAUGGUGGACAGCUUCAAAAAAAUCAAGGCUAUUCUCUAAUCCCAUUCAGUGUGCCGCUUUACUAAAGGUAAAGGUAUAAUCCCUUGUUUUUAGGGAGGAGGAGAGGGUUAGGGUUACUUAACAGAAAAAUUGUCCACUCUUGACAAUCUGCCCGUUGUGUGAUUUUGAACAGAAGAGUUGGUAUACAGUAUCUAUAGAUCUAACAAGCAUGAUCAAAAGCAUCACUCUGGAAUGAGCCACAAAAUCUUUUUAGCAGUCAGCCCAGCGUGAAAAAUUUGUUGAGUGCAAGAAAUUUGUAAGUACACAUGUGAACAGAUAUUUUUACCCUUGGCCUUCAGAGAAAAUAGGAGAGCCCCCAUGCUGAGCCAAAUCACUGACCCAAUUCACCACAUCUUGCUCCUGCUGAUAACUGCACAUCUUCUGGGCUUUCAUCCAACUCUCAACAGCACCCAAAGAAGGAUGCCAGGAUUCUUCCUGGUGGGCUCUAGUACUUCAUGAGCCGGUCCUGUAUCUGUUUAGUUUCCUGAUCAGGACACAGUGUCAUAAACAUCAAAUAAUUUCAUAUUACAAACCAGGUAGUCCUUGUUUAGUAACUGCCUCAAAUAAAUUCGCAAAUAUGAAAGUAAUAAAUGGUAAUAAAAAAUUCAUUUUCCAACCAAUGUGCACCUUUAUGACAACAAAUGCCUUCAGUGUGAAACUGAUCAAGGUCUGGUCAGUUUCAAGCACCAUCUCUAGCUGGCCAGAGGGUUUUAAUCAACUAUAGUAUUUAAGGUCACAGAGCUCAGCUUGUUAACUUGCCCUUAGCCCUUUUUGGGGAAGCCCUGUAAUCUGGAGACAAGCAGCUUAGGAAGAGAGAGCGUGUUUAAGUAAUCUCUCCCUCCUGUAAGGGGGCAA